UCAAAGCAGGGUAGUCACGACUGUCCUUCUGGCACCUUCUCCACGUGGUCCUCGUCUCCGUCACCCAGCUCCUCCUGGACUGUCAUACACGUGUGAAUGAUUCAACCUUUCUGGAAAUUCAUUUAGCGGUGUGGACAUCACAGGAACGAGACAGAACAUUACGGGACUUGUUCUCUGGAGAUUAUUGGGUGUUAUCAAGACAAGUUCCUCCAGCAGGUGUCCACAGUAGGUUGACGGUGUUGGUGGACACAGGCUCAGGCAGGAUGAGGCGCGCGCCCUUCUGAAAUAUUGUCCCGCGGGUCUCUUCCAAGAUGACGAUGAAACCGGCGGCGGAGACUGAGCGCAACACGAGCCCGCAAGACUGUGCCGGCUGUGGCAAGCGGAUCAACGACAGGUACCUGCUGAAGGCGCUGGAGAUGUACUGGCACGAGGACUGUCUCAAGUGUGGGUGUUGUGACUGUCGCCUGGGGGAGGUGGGCUCUACUCUCUUUACUAAGGGCAACCUGAUCCUCUGCCGCCGUGACUACCUCAGGUUGUUCGGCACGACAGGGUAUUGCUCAGCCUGCUCCAAGGUGAUCCCGGCCUUCGAGAUGGUAAUGAGGGCGAGGAACAACGUCUACCACCUUGAGUGUUUCGCCUGCCAACAGUGCAAUCACAGGUUCUGCGUUGGUGACAAGUUCUACCUGUGUGACAACAAGAUCCUGUGUGAGUAUGACUACGAGGAGCGGCUGGUGUUCGCCUCCAUGGCCUGUACUCCCUCCAGCCUCGCCCAGCUCAAGCGGCAGAUCGGCGGCCUUGAGGGUCCUGCCAUCAUCGACGAGUCCCGCAAGCCUACCGCCGCCGCCGCCACCACCACCUCCACACCCCUCCACAACACGGCCCUCCACCACCAUCACCACACAACCACACCCACACAGCAGCAGCUCCAACCCCAACAGCAGGCAUCACAGCUCCUACAGCAGCAACAAGGACAGCAAGGGCAGCAACAGCAGGUACAGCAGCAGCAACAAGCACAACAAGCACAACAGCAACAGGGGCAGCCACCACCCACAGCAGCUCAACAGCGGCCCAUGGUCACGUGAUGCCCCACCCGGCCCAUACAGUCACCUGUCUACGGACCAUGAACCACCGCACUGGACUUAACUAUAUACUAAAUUUAUACAUUGAAUUUAUAUGAUAAAUUUAUAUAUCAUGAAUAUUUCUACUGUACAUUAUGUUAGUUACGAGUAUAUGAGCCAGUGGUCCAGGGCCUCACGACAGCUGACUGGGUAUAAACUACGGUGUAUAUACUGUACAUAAGCCGUCAACAGUACUAGCUUGGUGGUGUUGCUUCACCCAGUCAAGAACUACCAAAGUGAUGUGAUGUAAGUUCUAGUCUUCCUCCUCCACACCCCCUACUCGUCCUCUACCUCCUACUCGUCCU
This is a messenger RNA of Homarus americanus (American lobster), 1423 nucleotides long. Its product is annotated as LIM domain only protein 3-like. The record is from RefSeq and is a predicted model, not a curated record. Gene Ontology annotation, biological process: positive regulation of transcription by RNA polymerase II. Bases 312 to 1082 code for a protein of 256 amino acids. Gene Ontology annotation, cellular component: nucleus. Gene Ontology annotation, molecular function: transcription coactivator activity; DNA-binding transcription factor binding. NCBI's taxonomy places the organism in Eukaryota, Metazoa, Arthropoda, Malacostraca, Decapoda, Nephropidae. The transcript is spliced from 6 exons.